AUGUUGACGUUCGAGACCUCGCAAUUACAAGGAGCGAAGGAUAUCGUUGAAAAGUUGGUUUCUUUACCUUUCCAAAAAGUGGCGCACAGAAUUUCAACAUUGGAUGCCCAACCAGCUUCCCCAAGCGGUGACAUUUUGGUUAUGGUCACUGGUGAGUUAUUGAUUGAUGAAGAGCAAAAUGCUCAGAGAUACUCCCAAGUAUUCCAUUUGAUCCCAGAUGGCAACUCAUACUACGUUUUCAAUGAUAUCUUCAGAUUAAAUUAUUCUUGA
Messenger RNA from Meyerozyma guilliermondii ATCC 6260, 270 nucleotides. It is a transcript of the gene NTF2, whose product is annotated as Ran GTPase-binding protein. The transcript has a single exon. The record is from RefSeq and is a predicted model, not a curated record. Lineage: Eukaryota; Fungi; Ascomycota; Pichiomycetes; Serinales; Debaryomycetaceae. Gene Ontology annotation, cellular component: nuclear pore central transport channel. Gene Ontology annotation, biological process: protein import into nucleus. Bases 1 to 270 code for a protein of 89 amino acids.